This is a messenger RNA of Austrofundulus limnaeus, 2292 nucleotides long. RefSeq names its product phosphorylase kinase, gamma 1a (muscle) (gene phkg1a). Gene Ontology annotation, biological process: glycogen metabolic process; protein phosphorylation. The record is from RefSeq and is a predicted model, not a curated record. Gene Ontology annotation, cellular component: phosphorylase kinase complex. The coding region runs from base 237 to 1421 and encodes 394 amino acids. The transcript has 10 exons. Gene Ontology annotation, molecular function: phosphorylase kinase activity; ATP binding; calmodulin binding. NCBI's taxonomy places the organism in Eukaryota, Metazoa, Chordata, Actinopteri, Cyprinodontiformes, Rivulidae.
AGCUACAGAAGCACYGGUUUAUUUUUGGCAACUGACAUUAAAGCUCACCCUUCACAACACGGCACCAGAGAUCCCAGAAACGUGCAUCAGAACUGGAGUUACUGGACCUGAUUGUUGGUGGUUUUUUAUACUUUGAGCAGAAAGAGCUUUUAAACGAUGGAAACUGCAAAAUAGGAGAUACUGAUAACGCCAUUAGAGGAAACCAGCUGUGUAUGUUUUGGUUGUGAGCCAGCAUCAUGGCCAAAGAGGAGGAGAUCCCAGACUGGGUGGGAGCCAAGGAGUUCUAUGACAAAUAUGAGCCCAAGGAGAUCCUGGGCAGAGGAGUGAGCAGCGUGGUGCGUCGCUGCGUCAACAAGCGCACCUCUCAGGAAUACGCUGUGAAGAUCAUCGACAUCACCCCGUCCGACAAGACGACGGCACAGGAGAUCGAGGAGAUCCGAGAGGCCACGACGAAGGAGAUCGACAUCCUAAAGAAAGUCUGUGGGCAGGAAAACAUCAUACAGCUCAAAGACUGCUACGAGUCCAAAGCCUUCUUCUUCUUGGUGUUCGACCUGAUGAGGAAGGGUGAACUUUUUGACUACCUCACAGAGAAAGUUACUCUAACUGAGAAGGAAACCAGAAAGAUAAUGCGUGCUUUGCUGGAGGUGGUCCAGUUCCUUCACUCCCAGCACAUCGUCCACCGAGACCUGAAGCCCGAAAACAUCCUUUUAGACGACAACAUGAACAUCAAACUCACUGACUUUGGAUUUGCUGUGCAAGUCCAGCCAGGGCAGAGACUUAAAGAUGUGUGUGGGACCCCUAGUUAUCUCGCUCCUGAGAUCAUCGAGUGCUCCAUGGAUGCAGGACACAAAGGAUACGAUACAGCUGUUGAUAUAUGGAGUGCAGGAGUCAUCAUGUACACGCUGCUCGCAGGCUCCCCGCCCUUCUGGCACAGGAAACAGAUGCUGAUGCUGCGGAUGAUCCUAGCGGGGAAAUACGACUUUUCAUCUCCAGAGUGGGAGGACCGCUCAGACACGGCCAAAGAUCUGAUCUCCAGGAUGUUGGUGGUGGACCCAGUGCAGCGGUUCACAGCUUCAGAUGCUCUGAAUCACUCCUUUUUCUCACAGUAUGUGGUGAACGAAGUGCGGCAGUUCAGUCCCUACAGGAAGUUCAAGGUCAUUUGUAUGACUGUGCUCGCCACCAUGAGAAUCUACUGCAGCUACAGGCGGGCCAAGCCUGUCACCAAGGAGGUCAUCAAGAGYGACCCGUACGCCGUCAAACCCAUCCGGAAACUCAUCGACGCCUGCGCCUUCAGGAUCUACGGCCACUGGGUCAAGAAGGGUCAAACUCAGAACAGAGCAGCGCUUUUUGAGAACUCUCCGAAAGCCAUCCUGCUGUCACUAGCUGCCGAGGCUGAGGAGCAGGGCCAACACAGCUGGUAACACAACUGAAAGACUGCGACUUGCUUGACCAUCCAUCCCUCUUUUUUUUUAAAAACAAGGAUGAACUGAUAAAUUGAAGCUGCUUAUUUUAAAAUCAGUUGUAUACUCUGAAUGUACUUAACUCAAGGCUCCAUCUUGCACGAAGAAUAAAGUUUUGAUGUUUAAUUUGAUGCAAUAUUUAGAUCUGCUGUAGUGGGGUUCAUGGCAUACUUCAUAACGAUUAACAUCUUACCUGUUKUAGAUGUUACCCUUUGAAUGACCUCARUUURGAGAAGUUAAUUCUAAUCAGACUGAUUAAAGACUUCWAAAGUCGUAAAUAUGGUAUUUAACCUUUCUACAGAAUUCCAUUUUCAAAAGUGCUUAAAUGUUACUUUUUGGUAAAAAUUUAGAUUUUAUUUAGAAAUGUGUCCCAYUUUUAAAUGUUUGCUUCAGAACUUGGAAAUGUUGCGACUAAUAAUCAGUGAAGCUGCAUACUUAAAGCAACAACUUACAGACGCAAAUAUGAAGGAUGUAAUGUWUAUAUUAUAUUGCUUUUAAUGUGUAAUUUAAAACUUUCAUUCACUUAAUCCAAUGUCUUAUWAGUAAAAACAUUAAACUUAACGUAAUAAUUCACCACAAACAGGCACGGUUUCAGCACAUGUUCGAUUUUAUUGAAGAAAUGGAAAACUUUUGCAUAAAUCAUCACAGACCAUUGAGUGCUAGGCGUUCAUUGAAGUCGCUGCUGUUCAUGACUUCAGAGCAUUAGUGCUACAUUAAAUAGUUGUUAUAAUUAGCAAAUUGUGGAGGGGAAACACCCGGUGUAAGAGUCUGAUCGCUUAAAAACAUGAGUGAAAAAUUCUGGAAAUAAAACAAGUUACCACAGCUGAAUGAA